AUGUAUUACUCUGAAACAUUAGGAAGAUUAAAGAGUCAGACAAAAGAGAGAUCUAAUGGUUACUGUGAUAAUGUGUACUUGUAUACUAAUAAUCUGAAUAUUAUAACUGGGAAUCAGCAAUUAGAAUAUGGAUCAUAUUAUUCUGAAAAUGGAGAUUAUUAUUCUUCACUUGGUAAAAAUUAUAAUAGUUGUGAAUAUAAAACAGAUACUGGGAAUAAUUUUGAUAAUUCAUGGACAAAUAUAAAUUCUUGUAAUCAAUAUUUAAAUAAUCCACCCAACUUUAAUAUGACGAAUAAUUUGAAUUUAAUGCAUAAUAGAGUUACAAAGAAUUUAGAAAUAGCAGGUUCUAGUAAUUUGAAUAAUAGAGAUGUACAUAGUACAUCCUUGGAUAUGUUUAAAAAUGAGAUAAAUAAUAUACCUAUAUUUAAUGAAGAUGAAUUACAAAUUUUAAGUAGAUGUUUACCACAUACUAGAAUAAAAAAGAUAAUGAAAUACGUUGGUUCAGUAAAACAUAUGAUUGGAAGUGAAGUACCAGCUUUAUUAGCUAUUGCUUGUGAACUUUUUGUACGUGACUUGACAAAUUGUUCAUGGAAGUAUACUCAAGGUGCAAAGCGUAGGACCUUACAAGCUCAAGAUAUAAAAUCUGGGUCAAAUAGUGAUAUAAGAUUUAGGAAAUUAUUUAAAAGUAAUCCAGCAUUAUCAUUAAAAUAUAAUGAUAACUAUUAUUGUAGUCCAUCUUCUACAAAGACAAAUAUAAUUUCAAAUACUCCAUGUUCUAUAUAUAAUAAUUACCAGCAACAAUCUAAUUCACCAUCUAUUACAAUUGAAAGUGGAUAUAGAUGUAUUGAUAAUACAAAACAUGAUAAAUAUUUUCAACAAAAUUGUAAUUAUUCUUAUGAAGUUGAUGGUAGAUAUUUAUCACGGUCAAUAUAUUCUAAUAGAGAUAGUUAUAACUCUGAUAAAUAUAUACAGAAAAAUAAUAUAAAUACAUCUAAUUUUGUAGAUCAAUCAAGAUCUAAUUUAAGCAUGUCUAUACAACAGCAUACUUAA
Cryptosporidium muris RN66 is the source of this 1050-nucleotide messenger RNA. RefSeq lists its product as uncharacterized. Gene Ontology annotation, biological process: regulation of DNA-templated transcription. The transcript has a single exon. Gene Ontology annotation, molecular function: DNA-binding transcription activator activity, RNA polymerase II-specific; protein heterodimerization activity. NCBI's taxonomy places the organism in Eukaryota, Apicomplexa, Conoidasida, Eucoccidiorida, Cryptosporidiidae. The record is from RefSeq and is a predicted model, not a curated record. Gene Ontology annotation, cellular component: nucleus. The coding region runs from base 1 to 1050 and encodes 349 amino acids.